AUGAAAUUCUUUUGGAGAGAUGGGCAGCAGCAGACGAAGCAAAAAGACAAGCAGCAGCAGCAGCAGCAGCAGCAGCAGCAGCAGCAGCAGGAGCAGCAGCAGGAGCAGCAGCAGCAGGCAGCAGCAGCAGCAGCAGCAGCAGCAGCAGCAGCAGCAGGAGCAGCAGCAGGAGCAGCAGCAGCAGCAGGAGGAGCAGCAGCAGCAGCAGCAGCAGCAGCAGAAAACGAAAAACAAAUUAAAAAAGAAACGGCUCUUAAUGAAGCGGGAGAUGUACAAACAGAAACAAAUCAGACUCAGGAUGAGCCUCGCCUGCUGAAACUCACAACCCCAGAUACCAAUGCGGCCUUCGCUGCUGCCACCGAAAAGAUUGACCGCGUUUUGAGUUUGAAAGUGGAGGCCCUCAAGGAGAAAGAAAAGGCUGAAGCAGCAGCAGCAGCUGCAGCAGCAGCAGCUGCAGCAGCAGCAGCAGCAGAUCACGCAGGAGCAGCAGCAGGAGGAGCAGCAGCAGCAGCAGCAACCAGCGAAGUAAGCAUCAACCAGACGCAGCAACAACAGCAGCAGCAACAGCAGCAGCAACAGCCGCAGCAACAGCAGCAGCAACAGCAGCAGCAACAGCAGCAGCAACAGCAGCAGCAACAGCAGCAGCAACAGCAGCAGCAGCAGCAGCUGUAG
This is a messenger RNA of Eimeria mitis, 672 nucleotides long. RefSeq lists its product as uncharacterized. NCBI's taxonomy places the organism in Eukaryota, Apicomplexa, Conoidasida, Eucoccidiorida, Eimeriidae. The record is from RefSeq and is a predicted model, not a curated record.